Molecule: messenger RNA, 1215 nt
Organism: Plasmopara halstedii
Lineage: Eukaryota; Oomycota; Peronosporomycetes; Peronosporales; Peronosporaceae
Product: N-methyl-D-aspartate receptor glutamate-binding subunit
Exons: 2
Coding region: 1-1215 (404 amino acids)
Cellular component (GO): membrane
Source: RefSeq, a predicted model, not a curated record
AUGGAAAUGGCAUCUGAUGACUCUGUGGAAUCCGAAGACAUGUCACAUCGAAGGCUUGAAGCUGGGGAGAGUUCUUUUACCGUUGAUGGACAUAACUCAGGGGAACAUGCAUGGGCAAGUCCAAUGCCAAACUGUGGUAUCGACCGACUUAAAGAGUCUCAAGAUUCGUCAGGUGCCGUAAGCUUUCCAGACCGAACACAUGGCAUUGUCAAUCAAGGAUCAGUGCGCAAAUUGGUAAGUCGUAUGACAAAGCUAUUCCAUGAGGACGACAAGAUGGAUCCAACUAAGCACAAGGCACACUACCGUCGAGGUUCGAUUCUAAUGAAACAUUUAGAGGACAAAAAAGUAUCUGGCAAAGCAACUGAGACAGACAUGAAGUUUUUUGAUAUGGUCAAAAAACGAUUUGAUGCGAAUUUUAUGGAAUCUCGAACUAUAAUCUCGCUUUCUGUGUUCCAAACUGGAUCGAAUCCGAUGGAUGAUCCUUUCGCAGUCAUUCAUAUGCCAGUGGAGAUCCAACAGGGCUUUCGUCGUAAACUUUUUACGAUUUUCACUAUACAAUUACUUGCAGUUGUUUUACUUGUUGCUUUUUUAUCGUACUUGCCACCAAUCGCCAAAUUUUUUGAGAAAACGUUUUCCUGCUGGCAAUACGUCAUUAUGACAUUUGUAAUCAUGAUUCUAGCACUGUUGUGGCUAUACCUCGUAAAAUAUCGGUUUCCUCUCAACUUCAUGGUUCUUGGAGCGUAUUCUAUCACACAAAGUGUUUUUUUUACCGCUUUUGACUGCUAUUUAAAAACAAAGGCCAGUCUGUUCAUGUUUAGCUUUCUUUUUGGUAUCAUGGGUGUAGCUACGUUACUUUGUACGAUCAUUACCAAACGUUCGUUUGAUGAAAACAUUCAACCGACCUUAAUUAGCUAUCCGGUUGUGCUUAUAAUCGCCUUUUUCGCUGGCUUUGUGACUUCGCUAUUCAUUUAUUUUUUUUACAUGAUGGAUGUGGUGUCGCCAUUACAAUUUAGUGCAUCACUCGCUGCCAUGAUGUUGCUCAUCAUGUGGUUUGCUUAUGAUGCAUCAUGUAUGAACGAAAGACUCUCUCCGGACGAGUACAUGCAAGGUGACUGCGCUUGUUACGGCACAGCAGAUAUUAUUCCAAUUGGUCAUUUUGAUGUCGGCAACAAUGAUGACGAUUCAAGAGCAAAUGGAGACGAGGGCGAUGGCUAA